Molecule: messenger RNA, 1546 nt
Organism: Galendromus occidentalis (western predatory mite)
Lineage: Eukaryota; Metazoa; Arthropoda; Arachnida; Mesostigmata; Phytoseiidae
Product: high mobility group protein 20A
Exons: 8
Coding region: 105-1280 (391 amino acids)
Biological process (GO): regulation of gene expression
Cellular component (GO): nucleus
Source: RefSeq, a predicted model, not a curated record
UAGCGUCUCAACCAAAACACGCUUAGGGUCUCCCUUGAGAUAGAAAUACUUGAUAUUUUGCAAUUCCACUGGAACAACCGCUGCGAUCCCAUCGGAAACUCAUCAUGUGCGACGAGAAUAAGCCCGACAGCACCAGCUGUGAAGAAGAUUCAAAACCCGAGAAGAUGGAAGUGGACGAAACGGCCGACUCCAUCGAACAGUCGAAUUCAUCAAAGAGCGAAAGCAAAGGAUCUCCGUCCGUGAAGGACGAAAUGGACGUGAAGAGCCCGAGUAGUCCUGAAUUGAAAGCUGAGCCAGAAGACGAAGCGGAGGAACCUGACGGGAAUACCGAGAACACGACACCCGGGCAAAAACGCAGAGGUCGUCCCCCGAAACCAGGGAACGAGCGCAAGCGACGACCAAGAGCCAAAGAUGUCAAUGCUCCAAAAGCCCCAAUCAACGGUUACGUUCGAUUUCUCAACGAGAACCGGGAGCGGUGCAGGAAAGUCAAUCCCGAAGUGGCUUUUGCCAACAUCACGAAACUUCUCGCCCAGGAAUGGAGUCAGCUCAAGCAGGAGGAUAAACAGAAAUAUCUCGAUGCCGCUGAGAAAGACCGAGAGCGUUACAUGAAGGAGGUGGAAGAGUAUCAGCAGACCGACUGUUAUAAGCAGUUCCGUAAACACAUCGAGGAGGAAGAAGCUGCAAAACAAAAAGCUAUCCAGGAAGCUAAAGAAUCGGAGAAGAAGAAAUCCAAGGCUUCAGAGAAGCAGUUGAAGAUGAGCGCGAAUAACACAUUGAGAACAACGAAUAAUAAGAUGGAUGAAGUUCCUCCGAGCGUCACACCCCCUCAAGUCGUGCAUCAAUCCAACAUCAGGCAUAACCCAGACGAUACUUUCGACAUCCCAAUCUUCACCGAAGAAUUCUUGGAUCACAAUAAAACACGUGAGGCUGAGAUGCGUCAUCUACGGAAGCAUAACACCGAUCUAGAAGAGCACAACUCGGUGCUCGUGAAACACAUCGAUUCCUUCAAAGACGCCAUCGGCAAACUGGAAUCCGAGGCCGAGCAACACCGCAACUCGAACAAACAGCUGGAAAUGUAUCUCGCGAAACUGCGUACGCGACUCGUCGAUACUUUCCAGGAGAUCAGUAUCCCCGGCUGGCAGAUGAAGCUCUCGGUUGAGAACGUGGACCACUUCAUGGAGCACAUAUUCCAGUUCGUCCAAUCGUGCCCGAAGGACAACGACAAAACCGUUCAGACCAUCCGAAACGUGGUCAACCGACUCGACUGCACCGACCUCUGAGCUCCGAUGACUGUCAGCUGCUCAAAGUCAAUCUUCAAGGCAUUUCAUCGAGUACAUUAAAAGCGGCCCGUCUCGACUUGCCGGUAUUCUGGGACAUCUGGUGUAGCGAGGACAUUCGACAACAAUCUGGAUAACGAUCAGAUUGGAGGUAGCCGAAGUGCAUAUAAGUGUAGAAACGAUCGUUCAGGGCUCCAGGAGACCUUUCUAGGUAGUGAGGCAGUCAGCCAGAAUGAGAGAGCUAGGUCCAGAUUCCGAAGUUCCUUCGG